AUGUCAAAACGCUCCCGGGAAGGCUCUACAUCACCACCAGCAACGAUAUCAAUGGUAUCGUCUUCAGCAGGCUCCCCACGGCAUAAAUACCCUCACAUGGACCACCCGCCUCCCUCCGAAGAAACCAGAAACUCGUUAAUGCGCUGUUCACUUCCACCGCACAAGGGGGAUCUAACAUUCCCUACAUACGAGGAGUAUGAAUCGCACUACCUGCAAACACACAUCAACCGAUGUUCGGAAUGCAGGAAGAAUUUCCCCUCAGAACUGCUGUUGAGCAGACACAUCGAAGAGAAUCACGACCCGGUGAUGGAGGAGAGGAGAGAAAGGGGGGAGAAAACUUUUGGAUGUUUCGUCGAGGGAUGUGAGCGGAGAUGCUCGACGCCUCAGAAGCGUAGGAGACAUCUGAUUGAUAAACACUGCUUUCCAAGGGGAUAUAAUUUCUUCAUUGUGAAUGAUGGUAUCGACAAGUAUAGUUCUAUGCUUCGAUCUAGCGUGCCUAUGCAUCGGCGCCGCUUCUCGCUGGAGACUGGAAGCGUUAAUGCAAGGAGUAACAAUGCAGUCUCGUCUCCUGCUCCAGAGAGACGAAGGGAUUAUUCUACAUAUGCUGCGAACAAAGAGGAAGAGGACGAUGCAUCGACUACGCAUGUGCAGGCGGAGGCCAAGGCUGGCGUUGACGAGGAUGAUGGUUUAGCGGGCCUUACCAGGUCUAUGUCUGCGCUCAGGUUCGUGCCUCAUAGCGUGACUGUGCGGAUGCAGUCUCGGAAAGAUGGGAGGUGA
Messenger RNA from Microsporum canis CBS 113480, 777 nucleotides. RefSeq names its product C2H2 type zinc finger domain-containing protein. NCBI's taxonomy places the organism in Eukaryota, Fungi, Ascomycota, Eurotiomycetes, Onygenales, Arthrodermataceae. The transcript is spliced from 3 exons. Bases 1 to 777 code for a protein of 258 amino acids. The record is from RefSeq and is a predicted model, not a curated record.